Topomyia yanbarensis is the source of this 4371-nucleotide messenger RNA. RefSeq names its product repressor of RNA polymerase III transcription MAF1 homolog (gene Maf1). Gene Ontology annotation, biological process: negative regulation of transcription by RNA polymerase III. The transcript has 3 exons. Bases 1111 to 1797 code for a protein of 228 amino acids. Lineage: Eukaryota; Metazoa; Arthropoda; Insecta; Diptera; Culicidae. Gene Ontology annotation, molecular function: RNA polymerase III core binding. Gene Ontology annotation, cellular component: nucleus. The record is from RefSeq and is a predicted model, not a curated record.
ACCACUAUUUCAGUCGGACGUCUCAAGUGCUCAGUUUGUAAAUCGCUUUUCUCAAAACAAAAAUAGCUUCCUAGCUGUGCAAAAUUUGUCGUAAAGUGAAAAAAGUUUAGCGCGAAGUGAAAAUUAAAGGUUUACGAAACCCGUGGCGGUAAAAUUUUGCAAGGAAAACCUAAAUUUCUAAGCAAAAAAGUAUUUUUCGUUGUUCGUUCGUUGGUCUAGAAGCGAAAAUGAUGGAAAAAUAUAAGUCCUCUUUGUACAUCUAUAUGUAGCUGUAGUGGAUCACCGAGCUUCGACAGCAGUUGUAUGCGUGUGUUCCUUUUCUGACGCGAAAUCAGAUUGCGUUUGUUACCAAAAUAUGCUUUGAAUGUGUAUGUUUAUUAUGACUGAACGAUAGACGCCAGCCGAAGCUUGACCGUGGAGGCAACGAGAAGCAAGUGAAUAUUUACAAUUCGCUAGAAAGACGCAAGUUACUCACUGAGGAAGUGAAGAAAUCGAUUGGGUGUUGUUUUUAUAUGAAAAUACCCUGCCCUUCGCGAUAUUUCAGGCAAAGGAAGAGCCGUUAAGUGCGUGUGCGCUAAAAGUAAAACUAAACUAAACGUUAAACUGUUUAUUAUAUAAAAGUUCGUUCAACUGCUGCAGCGGUUCUGCAAAGUUACCGCCUGUCCCGAGUUGUAUUAAAUGUGCCCGCAGCGAACGCAGCAUUACAGCAGUCGCCGAUUCGCCAGUACCAAGAUAUUAAAGAAGAGACUUUGUGUGCACCCUACGACCAUGUUCAGAAUCGCCCGAGUCAACAAUAGCUUAAUAAGAGAGAGGUCGCCCAAAAUGGUCAUGUACUCAGUUCCACAGAUCUUUACCGCGUCGAGUUUGCAUCACUGUUAAGCUGAUACAUCUCCGCUGUGUGGAGUAUUUUUCUGUGUUAAAACAACACAUUAGCUUAGUUCUGUAAGCUAGAAAAAGCAUCGUUUGUUGGUGUAGAAAAUUGUUCAAAACAAACCAACUAAGCUAUUUUACACAUUGCAUAAGCUCAAAGUACACAACAUUUAAUAUUUGAUAAAAAAUCGAAAGCAUAACCAUUUCAUCUCAUCGUACAAAAUAAACAACUGAUCAAAAAUGAAGCUACUGGAAAGCACCAGCUUCGAGGCAAUCAACAAUGCACUCCACAUUCAAACCGGUGACAGUACCAUUCAUGGUCGCAUCGAGAGUUACUCCUGCAAAAUGGCAGGAAACGACAAGGCCCUGUAUAAACGUUUUACUUCAGAGCAGGCGCCAACCGAUUUGGAGGCCCUUUCGCCUCCUCAAACACUGCAGGAUCUGUCACCGCAGUUUAUGCGUAACUCACUGUCUGGAGACGAGGGGGUAACCCUCUGCGAUACCAUUUCGCGUAAAACUUUGUUCUAUCUGAUUGCAACGCUCAAUUCCGCCUUUGAGCCGGACUAUGACUUCAGCGAUGCUAAGAGCCACGAGUUCAGCAGGGAGCCUUCACUCCAGUGGGUUCUCAACUCGAUCGAGGGAAAUCUUUCGGCGGUUGCCGGUGAGCAGUACCAAAAGAUUCGCACCGCUUUGUGGUCAACCAUUGAGGAAGAAAUCUUGCUGAAUGAUUGUGACAUCUAUAGCUACAAUCCGGAUUUAAACUCGGAUCCGUUCGGAGAACCGGGCUGCUUGUGGUCAUUCAAUUAUUUCUUCUACAAUAAAAAAUUGAAGCGCAUCGUGUUCUUCACAUGUCGGGCAAUCAAUUCAGUUUACGCCGAUUCUGGAUUCACCAGCGAUUUCGCUAUGGAGGAUGAAGAAUGCUACUAGAUUGAACAGUACAACAAAUCUUCUUGACAACACUUUGCACUUUGAUCCGAUGAUCUACAUAUACAAAACCGAACCGAUGUUUGUUUAUUUUUUCAAGACAAUACCUAUUAUUACAACAAUGAUUUGAUAGGCAGAGGGAUAGCUUGUCCAAUGUAGAAUGUAUCCACAUUUAUUUAAUUUAACCUUUUCUGUUAGAAUCUUCUAACAACUAUGUUUUUGUUUUGUAGGGAUAAUUCCCCGAUUUUUUUCAUCGUAGCUAUAUUACCACCACAGAAAUUUUAAAAACCCGAUAAAGCAAUUAACCAACUUUAAAUUAACUUUAUAACAUAGCAAAGGAUUCCAUUGUAAGCAUAUUGAUUAGAAAAGAUAAAAAAAACUUUGAACAAUUUUUGUAACACCACACAGCACAGCACCGUUACGUGAAGGCAGGUGAGAGCUGCGGCGUGAGAAUUGACGUAACCGUGAGUGCGCGAUGCCGGCAAUGUGUAACCAACUGGAACAAGCGUGCUUUUUUUUUAGAUUGUUAAGGCAUCAGUAUAUAUAGGCACCUACAUUUGAUCAUUCAUCGUGAUGAUAAAUUAAGGUUGUUAUCAAUAUCGAAGUUGCACUCAAAAUAUUACAAGUAACUAACAGUAAACGUUUGAGACUGCAAUGGAGCGAAAUUUAGUUACAUGUCAAGGCUAAGUGCACACAUUAGAAGUUGCUGAUUGUAUUACUAUAAAUGAAAAAAAAAUAUAUAUAUGAAAAUCUUUUUCCAAGUCAGGCAUAAAGGGUAGAUUUCGCUUCAGCCUGCAGACGCCAGUUGGUGAGAUUGCCCCUGUUUUUGUUUGCUAACAAGUGGCUUUUCUUGUAUAAACACAUGAUCUGGACUGGGAAGUUUUGUUGGGGAUAAUGCAAAAUAAAUCACUAGAAGAUUGCAGAAAAGCUUCACCCCAGGAAUGUACUAUUUAACAAUGCUGUACUUUCUGGUGUGAAUAUUAGUUGGCAAACACUAACAGUAUUUUGGUACACUCCGUGGGAUAGGGCGGUUGAUUUGUCAUCUACCAUCGGUCAGUCGCGAUGGUAAAUCCGCGUGUGAGAACUAUUUCAUUGACUGUACUCUGUGAUAUUAGCAUGUAGGAGAAAUAGAUUUAUACUUUAUAUUCAAAUUUUUCGCUCUAAAUGUAUGUGAAUUUUCAACUUUAUAUCCUCCUAUGCCUCUAAAUACUUAGUUUGAUGAAAUAAAAACCUGAAUUGCAGUGAACUGGAAUAUUUAAAGUCAGAAAUUUCUGAUCUGAUCUGAUUAUUUAAACGUGAGAAUACCGCAUCUUGUUUAAUCAUUGUUGUCAAAGUACAAACUUCGUAUCAUGAGAAAAGUAAUGCAACAGGCUUGGUCAUUUGUUCCAGGUUCACUUUUGAAAGACCAACCAAAAUUUCUAUUUUUUGCUUUUAACCUUUUCAGCUUGUCUUCUCGAUUUAUUAAUAAUUUUAAAACGGAACAAACAGAAGUUUGUGGUUAAAAGACGAUUAUAAUAGCGAUCUCCAACAAAUAAACAAACAAACCGAUCAAAUGAGCCGCAUACAGAAACAUUCGCUCAAUAUUUGAAAUCGAAACUAAAAUAAUGGAAGAUAUAGCAAAUGAACACUCAAUCAUAACAAUUCACAAUAGCAUGAUGCGAUUACGAGUUAACCUUAGAUGCAUAACGUGCUGUUCGAACCAUGAAAGCGACAUUUACUAAUCACGAAAGUGCAAGUAAACAAAACAAAACGUCUGUCCUAUGGGAAAUGUCGACAACCUUUCUCAUUAGCACUGCUUGUUAUUAGUGAUAAGGGGACAGUUUAUCGGUACACCGAUUAACCGGCUUUCGUUUUCUAUCUGGAGUAAUAAUCUCGCUGUAGCUGGCUUAGAUAAGGUUAACUCGUGUCCUAAAGUUGCAGAGCUAUUCGAGCUCGAUCCGCUACUGCUGCUGACGGCGGCGUCAUAUUUGUUAAUUUUUGUUAGUCGAUACACAAGACACUUAACUCACGUUCGCAGUAUAACUUUUACUUUGCGAUAAGAUCUUGGCUGUUUGCAAAAAUAGUAUUUUUUCGUUAUCUUGCGAGAUUGAGGAAAAUAAUUUACGGAGACGAAGAAACGAGUAUAACGAACCGUGGUGGAAGGAAUCAUGUGCAUACUCAUUUAAAUUUAGCUUUCGUGGUUGGGAUACUUAUCUCACUUAAGUCGAAAACGAUUCAUUUCAGUUCAAUUAAGACACAUUUUAUUUUGGCCUAUGUUUAAAUCAUCUGUCAUUACUUUUCAUUGACCUAUUUAAUCAUUGUAGAAUGUACCGAUCCACCAUAGGUAUAACAUAAAACAAAAAUUAAAACAAGUUUUUUUGCGCACCCCAACCUACCGCGAUGGGUUAAUCACAACACACACAAAAAAUAAACAUUAAUGUUUUUAACAGUAGCAAUGUUGAAUGAAAACAGAACGAAAUAACUAUGUUGUUUCACAUAAUUAGCCCUCUAUCACUUAAAUAGUAUUCUAAUUACAAUAACAUUAUCUUAUAAAAACUCUAAAAAAGAAAAUAUCACAAUGGACAGGAAAACCGAAAA